This is a messenger RNA of Pyrenophora tritici-repentis Pt-1C-BFP, 393 nucleotides long. RefSeq lists its product as uncharacterized. The record is from RefSeq and is a predicted model, not a curated record. NCBI's taxonomy places the organism in Eukaryota, Fungi, Ascomycota, Dothideomycetes, Pleosporales, Pleosporaceae.
AUGGCGGUAGAGUCACGGACAGGUAUAAAAGGCAGCUGUGAAGGCAACAUCCAACCGAAGAACUCAACGCCCCACGACUCUAGCAAAUACCACAUUACACAUUCCACCAAAAUGUUUUGGAGAAUCGAUUACCCCUCAGGCUCAAGCAAAGGAGGCCCAAAAGUGGGCUAUACGAACUCGAAGGCCAUCUUGAACAAUCUCAACACUCUUCGUGUCUUCGCGGACACCGACGACAUUGUCUCAAAGUGGAACAAGCAAGAAGUUGAAGAAGGCGGUUCAAUCACUGAGGAGGGCGCUGUCAAGCAGGAUGGCGACAAACAUAUAUUCAAGAAGAAUAUUUGGAUUACCAAAGACUGCAAAGAAGAAGGGUGGAUUACAAAAGGUUGUGAGUAG